This is a messenger RNA of Drosophila rhopaloa, 3630 nucleotides long. RefSeq lists its product as uncharacterized. The record is from RefSeq and is a predicted model, not a curated record. The transcript has 6 exons. Bases 313 to 3228 code for a protein of 971 amino acids. Gene Ontology annotation, cellular component: plasma membrane. NCBI's taxonomy places the organism in Eukaryota, Metazoa, Arthropoda, Insecta, Diptera, Drosophilidae.
ACCAAAACAACAAGCGUCAGUUGUUUCGCGUCUCUCGUCCAGAAAACUCAACGUGUCUCUCCGCGUUUCAUACGUUUGCUAAUUAAGAGCUCGCUCACAAAAUUAGAUGUAUAGAUUGCAGUAAUCAAACGAUAAGAACAUUACUUCCAUUAGAUAGUAUUUACUUUGAUUAACUUUCUUAUAUUUUGGUGUCUAAAUUCAACCAGUAGAUUAUGCGCUUGAUAUCAAUUUGUGUUAAAUAAAAGGACUAACAACUACUUAUAGCGUAUAUAAGACGAGUUUAUCAGGACUGGAUUUAGGAAUAGCGUGACGAUGAUUCAGACACUGACACAUCGUCCCAACUGCAGUCCUCUAGUGGUGUUUAUGCUACUAUUAAUUGACCACCGACUCUUUGUGGAUACAAGUGUUCCAGUACUGCAAAAUCCGUCAGAUGAAUACACCAAAUACGUACCGAUCGAGGAACUGAAAUUGCCAGAGGAUCAGGAACUGGUUGUCCGACUGCCGUCAAACUCACUGCUCAAAUACACAUCCUACAAGGAUGUAUCCAUCCUACAUUUUGAUGUUCCACCCGAUUCUCGGACUGCUUACUUCACCUUCAAAGCGUUCGAGGAUCCCAAAAGUGCCUUUCAACGAAAGUGUAAGCCCAAGGAUGUCACUUUGCAUCUAAAGGCGAGCAGUUACCCAGUAAUAAGUCCAGAAAACAUAACAUUUCCCAAGAACUUCUUCACUACAGAUCAGAGAUUCAAGGUGUACGACCUGCAGUUUCUAUCUGAUGAGCAGCAACAGCGUAUUACCAUAGAAGGACCUCACGUAGGCAACUGGUUUGCAGUGGCAUUUGUGAGUUGGUCAGAUCCCAAUAACGACCGCAUUGAACAACAAGGACUCACUGCCUCAUGUGACACACUUUUGUCUGCCGAAAUGUCGGUGUCCCGCUUCCGUCCGAUAAUCAUAAACAAUGGCCAGGAACACCAGGAUAAUCUAACGAGCCAUUUUCUUCCCAAGCUUAAUGGAGCCAACGAAACCAAUAUCAAGGAAGAACUCAACGCAUCCAGACCCCUCCGUUCAGUGCCGCCCAAACAACAGAAACAUAAGCCCCCAGUUGUCGUCAAAUCCGAAUACAUUUCUGAGGGCGAUUCCAACGGAGCUGCUCAAUUUCGGAAUAUCACGGAAAACCACAACAGCACACGGACCGCAAACAAUGAAAUCAUUUACAGAUUCUAUGUGCCAGACGACAUAGGCGAUGCUACGGCCCGGAUAACGUUCGACCAAGUGUGUGACGACUGUCCGGCGGUGGGCUUCCAUGUGCGGGCCAAUGGAUACCCACUGGGAGGUACGGAUCAUGGUCACGGCUCCAUUAUCCGGCCAAACCAGACCACGGAAAUCUCGAUUCCUUUCGGCGUGCAGCCAAACUCAUGGCAUUAUGCCCUGCUUACUUUUGUCAAUGGGGCGGAUGCAUCGGAAAUACCUACAGAGAUUUACAAUAGCACUGCAAAUCACAGCUUAUCCUAUUCCCUAUUAAUUGAAUACAAUAUGGAAGAGCCGGCUAGCCUGUUGGAGAAACCCAAGAGUGCGGUAAACAAUUCCAACAGUUCCAUUCCCAAUCCCUGGGAGCCAACCAAGUUCCGCCAAAUGAACUUUUACUCGCUGCUGCGGCAAACGUACCGCGAAUUCUUUAUGUUCGACUAUGAUCUCCGGCCGGAUGUCAAUGGCACGGUCCCUGAAACCCUCAAUCUCACGACCCAGACUCCUUCGGGCUUCGCCUUUGACCUGGGCGAGGUGUCCGAUAUCGGCGGUACCCUAACAUUUGCUAUUUCCAUGAAAGAGGCACAUCGCGCGAGUUUGAGGAUGAGCCAACCCACGCAGUCACCGGAUUUGGGGGGCAUUCUGGCCGAGAGGCUGAUCGGGGAUCCCAAGGAGGAGGUUGUUACCGCCAUCCCCACGUCCAGCAACCAGAGCAUGCAGAUUGUGGUGUGCAUGCAGCUGGGCGAGCCGGGCAAACCGGAAUACCCGGACAAGUGCCGCUACGGACAGCGGCUGAAGCAGGCCUCCAUUGUUGUUAACCACACGGAGAACAUGGGCCUGGUCCACAUACCCUUUCCCGAGAGUGGACGAUGGUAUGUGACCAUGGGCUUGUUCUGCCACGGAUCCGGAACUGCUCGAGUGUCGAUCAUGGAGAGUGUCAAGGAGUUUAUCAGGGAGCACCUGGACAUGCUGGCGGAAAUGCAAUCCCCCUGCGGCUGUGCAGCAUCCGUUCCCCGGUACGCCGCCUGCAUAAGAUCGCCGGAGUGCCUGGAUGCGAUGAACGAGACCGAGACCCUGAAGGUUAAGGAGUGCAUUAUGGAAGGCAAUUGCAGCGGCAACUCUAAGCAGAUGACGCAGCUCUUCGUGGAACACCACAAGGCGGCGAUGGAGCAGCACGUGGUGCUGGAGGACUGCAACACAUCGGUGGUCUUUUCAGUAUCCUCCAGUCCCUGUGUGGCGGGGAGAUGUGGACGCUUCGGGCGUUGCUAUCACUACAUGUCCGGUGGCUUCGUCUUCUCCACUUGCGUCUGCUCCAAGGGCUAUCGCGGCUGGGAUUGCACGGAGGACUCCCAGGUGCCCACCAACAUGUCCAUCCUGCUGGCCACGCUGCUGCUCACGCUGAGCAACCUGCUCUUCUUCCCGAGCAUCUACAUGGCCAUCAAGAGGCGCUACUACACCGAGGGUGUCAUCUACUUCUUCGCCAUGUUCUUCUCGAUCUUCUAUCAUGCCUGCGACGCUGGCGAGGAUGAGUACAGUUUCUGCCUGGUGAAGAUCGGGGUGCUGCAGUUCUGCGACUUCUACUGCGGCCUGCUGAGCAUCUGGGUGACCCUGGUGGCCAUGGCCCAUGUCCGGCCGGAUUUGGUAUCGCUGCUACACAUGUUCGGAGCCAUCCUGCUGGCCUUUGGCACGGAGCUGAACAAGCAGAGCUUGUGGGUAUUCCUGGCGCCGGCUCUCACGGGAAUCUGCCUGAUCUCGACCAGCUGGGGGCUGCGAUGUGCCAAGUCCCGCAAGCUGUUCCCCUCGCGAAGGUACCUCUCGGUGUGGCUGCCCUUUGGACUCACCCUCGUGGUCGCCGGUCUGGUCUGCUAUGCUUUCCUGCAGACCAAGCAGAACUACCACAUCGUCCACUCCAUCUGGCACAUGGUGAUGGCUCUGAGCAUCUUGUGCCUGCUGCCCUCCAAAAAAUCCUUCCUGCCGAAGUGCUAGCACGCGGAGUACAGUUCCCACGCUCGGGAGCUCCUGCUGGCCCAGGAUCAGGAGUUUCACAUGUGAGACUGGUGACUUCGUGUCUACAUGAGAUGCAGGACAUCAUAGCUUUCCCUCGCUUCCCAGGCGAACAACGUUACAGGACCUUAUCCAGGACGGAACUAGACUAAACCCUUUCUUAGUUUGUACAUAAUAAUACUCAUAGAAGUAGUUGGUAAGCAGAAGAGAUCACGGAAUUGAUCACCUGAGCACUGAACGUUCAGUUACACUAUGCACGGAUAUAUAGAUGGAUAUAGUUACUUACUCGUUAUGAUGUUUGUUUACCUAUCCUUUGCCAUACAAAUCUAUUCACUAAGGCCUACAAACAUUUAAUUUCUUGAAACUAUUUCAACAGCCUUACUA